Molecule: messenger RNA, 981 nt
Organism: Erinaceus europaeus (western European hedgehog)
Lineage: Eukaryota; Metazoa; Chordata; Mammalia; Eulipotyphla; Erinaceidae
Product: olfactory receptor 10A5
Exons: 1
Coding region: 22-981 (319 amino acids)
Biological process (GO): G protein-coupled receptor signaling pathway
Cellular component (GO): membrane
Molecular function (GO): olfactory receptor activity; G protein-coupled receptor activity
Source: RefSeq, a predicted model, not a curated record
UGGUGAUUCAUUCCUAUAUCUAUGGCUGGAGGAAACUGGACGAGAUUUAGUGAGUUUAUUCUCACGAGUUUCUCUUCCCUACCAUCUGAAAUACAGUCCUUACUCUUCCUGGCAUUUCUGAUCAUCUACCUGGUCACUCUAACAGGAAAUAGCCUCAUCAUACUGGUCACUCUGGCUGACCCCACACUGCACAGCCCCAUGUACUUCUUCCUCAGGAACUUGUCCUUCCUGGAGAUUGGCUUCAACCUAGUCAUUGUGCCCAAGAUGCUGGCAACCCUGCUUGCCCAGGACACAACCAUCUCCUUCAUUGGCUGUGCCACUCAGAUGUAUUUCUUCUUCUUCUUUGGAGUUGCUGAGUGCUUCCUCCUGGCCACCAUGGCAUAUGACCGCUAUGUAGCCAUCUGCAAUCCCCUGCACUACCCAGUCAUCAUGAACCAAAGGACACGGGUCAAGCUGGCUGUUGCUUCCUGGUUCCCGGGCUUCCCUGUAGCUACUGUGCAGACUACAUGGCUCUUCAGCUUUCCAUUCUGUGGCACCAAUGAGGUGAACCACUUCUUCUGUGACAGCCCACCUGUGCUGAAGCUGGUCUGUGCUGAAGCAGACACAACACAGUUUGAGGUCUAUGCGAUUGUUGGAACAGUUCUGGUUGUCAUGACUCCAUGUUCAUUGAUCCUCUGUUCCUAUAUUCGAAUAGCAGCUGCCAUUCUCAAGAUUCCCUCAGCCAAGGGAAAGAAUAAAGCCUUCUCUACUUGCUCUUCCCAUCUCCUUGUUGUCUCUCUUUUCUAUGUAUCUUCAAGCCUCACUUACUUCAGACCUAAGUCCAAUAAUUCUCCUGAGAGCAAGAAGAUGCUGUCACUGUCCUACACUGUUGUGACUCCCAUGUUGAACCCCAUCAUCUACAGCCUAAGGAACAAUGAGUUCAAGAAUGCCCUUGCCAGGACCUUCCGCAAGGCCUUGGGUCUGAGAAACUACAUUCCAUAA